AUGGAAGUGAUCGAGUACGGUAGCAAGAAGCUCACCCAAGCUCAAGGCGAUAACAACUACGUCGCCGAUACCCUGUCUAGGCUCCAGGACGACGAGGACCAUGAUCGGGACCGCGAUGCUACGCACAUCGGUAAUCGGCCGUUUGCAGUCCACUUCGCUGAGGUCAGCCAGAACCUAUUCCAGCUACCGUCACGCAACGAGUUCCUUGUCAAGGACGACGACGUCCCCGUGGAUGAGUUGCAAAACCUCCUCAAAAGAGAAGACGGCCUAAGAGCGAACACCCAUUCCAAGGGCAGGAAUACUACAUCCUUGUGUGCAUACAUCCUUGUGUGCAUAGACCGCGCAACUCUCUACAUCGUAGCUAGAGCAACGUUGGUGAAGACGGCUGCGGUAACGCGCAACCUGUUUGCAGAAAGUGUAGUAGGGGCGUUGGGGAUACCCUUCGAAGUAUACACGGACGGCGGAACAGAGUUCAGAGGUGACUUCCACGACUACGUGACCUCCGUGCUGAAGGUCAAGCACAUCAAUGCCGCACCAUACCUACUUCGACAGAAUGGACUAAACGAAUCGAAUCACUUCGAGCUGGGAGAUGCUGUAGGUACCAUGGUCGAGCCCGUCGAGCCCGUAGUCGUCGAUUGCCCCGACGCUAUGGCAGACUAG
This is a messenger RNA of Gregarina niphandrodes, 660 nucleotides long. Its product is annotated as integrase core domain protein. Gene Ontology annotation, molecular function: nucleic acid binding. The coding region runs from base 1 to 660 and encodes 219 amino acids. Lineage: Eukaryota; Apicomplexa; Conoidasida; Eugregarinorida; Gregarinidae. The transcript is spliced from 3 exons. Gene Ontology annotation, biological process: DNA integration. The record is from RefSeq and is a predicted model, not a curated record.